AUGCCUGGAUGGUUCAAAAAGGCGUGGUAUGGGCUGGCGUCUUUACUCAGCUUCUCCUCCUUUAUCCUGAUCAUUGUGGCCCUGGCAGUGCCCCACUGGCUGAGUGGGAAAAUUCUUUGUCAGACUGGAGUGGACCUGGUCAAUGCCACGGAUCCAGAGCUCAUCAAGUUCAUUGGGGAUAUUUACUACGGGCUCUUCCGAGGAUGUAAAGUACGACAGUGCGGGCUCGGGGGCCGCCAGUCCCAAUUCACGAUCUUCCCACACCUGGUGAAGGAACUCAAUGCAGGCCUCCACGUGACCAUUCUGCUGCUCCUCUUCUUGGCCUUGGCCCUGGCUCUGGUCAGCAUGGGAUUUGCCAUUCUCAACAUGAUCGAGGUUCCAUACAGGGCAGUCAACGGCCCCGGGGGCAUCUGCCUAUGGAACGUCCUUGCAGGCGGAGUCGUGGCCUUGGCCAUCGCCAGCUUCAUGGCCUCCGUGAAGUUUCACGACCUGACCGAGCGCAUUGCCAACUUCGAGGAGAAGCUCUUCCGCUUCGUGGUGGUGGAAGAACAGUACGAAGAGUCCUUCUGGAUCUGUGUGGCCAGUGCCUCGGCCCAUGCAGCAAAUCUGGUAGUGGUGGCGAUCAGUCAAAUUCCGCUCCCCGAGAUUAAGACCAAAAUCGAGGAGGCCACGGUCACGGCUGAGGAUAUCCUGUACUGAUCGCCCUCUCCUGCUCACACCCGAGCCUGAGUCAGUUCUGCAGUGUGAACGGGGACCUCAUUUUUUGUGCUGGCUUUGCAGUCCGGAACAC
This is a messenger RNA of Panthera uncia (snow leopard), 790 nucleotides long. It is a transcript of the gene CLRN2, whose product is annotated as clarin 2. The record is from RefSeq and is a predicted model, not a curated record. The coding region runs from base 1 to 699 and encodes 232 amino acids. The transcript has 3 exons. Lineage: Eukaryota; Metazoa; Chordata; Mammalia; Carnivora; Felidae.